Messenger RNA from Nicotiana tabacum (common tobacco), 1116 nucleotides. RefSeq lists its product as uncharacterized. NCBI's taxonomy places the organism in Eukaryota, Viridiplantae, Streptophyta, Magnoliopsida, Solanales, Solanaceae. The record is from RefSeq and is a predicted model, not a curated record.
AUGGCGGACAAAUUCGUCACCGCUCAUGCAAGGGCGAAGAAGGCUGAAGCUAGGGUCAAUGAUAUCUUCGUCGUCAGACAAACGAUGGGCGAGGGACUUCGGGAUUUCCUGGCCCGAUUCAACAAAGUAAGGGCAGAUGAGGAUGACCUGAACGAGUCGCUUCAACGAUUAACAUCGGUUCAAAUCGAGACAAGGAGAGAUCGACGUAAUGACGGGCGAAGAGAUCAACCACCACGCUUCAACCGAGAAAGGCAUCAGCCCUAUAUCCGAACAUCGAACGCGCCCCCUCCUCGACACGCGGAAGCCUUGCCGCGGCACACUGCGCCCCUCCGAAAUGAGAGAGGUAUGCCUCUACUACUAUCUGCUCAUAAUUUUUGUGUUUCCCCUUCAGAGGUAGUGUACGCACUAGAGAAGCUGGGCACGAAGGUACAAUGCCCGCAAACAAUGAAAUCGGACCCAAGAACCAGGAGGUCCAGCGUCCUCUGCGAAUUUCACCAAGAAAGAGGGCAUAAGACCGAGGAUUGCAUAGGUCUACAACAAGAAGUAGUCAGGAUGCUGAAUGAGGGGUAUCUGAAAGAACUGUUGAGCGACAAAGGAAGAGCUAACUUCGCCCGAGGACGUGACCCAUCUCAAGGACCUCCAAAGCCACCGUCGCCAGCACCCACCAUAAAGAUGAUCAUUGGCGGUGGCGACGACAUGGUAAUCAACCAUGUGAAGUUCACCAUCACGCAUAAACUCAAACUAACGGUCGCCCACGAACGGUAUGUUGACCUCGAAGACAGUAUCAUCUUCGAUAAGUUAGAUGCCGAUGGUUUGUCUUUCCCUUACUAUGAUGCCUUAGUUAUAACUUUACGCAUCGCUGAUACAGAUGUAAAAAGAAUCAUGGUAGAUGACGGAAGCAUCGCAUGUAUUGUUCACUCGAGAGUUCUCAUGCAAAUAAGGCUCGAGGAUAAAAUAGUACCACAUUGCAUAACGCUAACGGGUUUUAACAAUGCAGUAGAACAGACUUUUGGAGAAAUUUUGCUACCUGUACUAGUAGGAGGAGUCACCCUGGAGACAACAUUCCACGUUAUGAACCAGGAAACAACCUACAAUGCCAUCAUAGGGAGACCAUAG